AUGGGUGAAGCAAGGGGCUGCACUGGUGCACUGUUUCUGCACCCUGGCUACCCACAGCCCAUAGACCUGGCCUUGCUGAAGCUGAAACAGGAGGUGCUGCUUGGAGAGGAGGUGCUGCCCAUCUGUCUGUCCCAGAAGGACUAUGUGCACUCAGGGCCGGUGGGCUACAUCUCAGCCUGGAGCUGCAGUGCUGCCUUUGGCUUUCCUGACAUGCUGAAGUAUGUGAUGCUGCCAGUGGCUGAGAGUGAGCAGUGCUAGGAAUACUACAACCUGGAAUGCGUCCCUUGGGUCCAGCCCCUUCUUGGCAAUGGCACCUUCUGUGUGGGCAUGAGUGAGCUGAGGCAGGACACCUGCUAUGGGGAUGCAGGUGCAGCCUUUGCCGUGCAGCAUCCCGAUGACAACACUUAAUAUGCAGCUGGCAUUGUCAGCUAUGACAAGACCUGCAUCGCUGCCGAGUAUGGCGUGGAUGUGGACAUGAAGCAUGUCCUGGCCUGGGUGAAGGAGACAGUAGCAGAUGGCUGAGGCAAAACUGUGAGGGAAUAAAAUUUUCGUACCAGGCUGCCAGCUUUGUGUCUGUCUGUCCUUGCAGGCUCUGGGGGUUAGCGUGUGCCUGCCCUCGCUCCCCGGCAGCGUCCUGUAGGGCUCCGGCGGCCGUUGGCUGGAGGAUCCGGGGCUGCAGGGACUCUGACAGAGUCUGCCCCUGCACGGUGUGGGGUGUGCUUGGAACUAUCCCCCCUCACGGCGCUGGCCCCGCGGCUGUCCC
This is a messenger RNA of Poecile atricapillus (Black-capped chickadee), 763 nucleotides long. RefSeq names its product haptoglobin-like. Gene Ontology annotation, biological process: proteolysis. The record is from RefSeq and is a predicted model, not a curated record. NCBI's taxonomy places the organism in Eukaryota, Metazoa, Chordata, Aves, Passeriformes, Paridae. Gene Ontology annotation, molecular function: serine-type endopeptidase activity.